Molecule: messenger RNA, 1267 nt
Organism: Amoebophrya sp. A120
Lineage: Eukaryota; Dinophyceae; Syndiniales; Amoebophryaceae
Source: the annotation of a GenBank genome assembly
AAGUACAGGUAGUGGCCCACUAUAGCGCUCUUUCUUCUUUUCUCUGUCCACUAGUCCGUCCAGCUCUAUCUAUCUAUCACUGGGGGUUUCUUGAGUCUCUCUCCAAAAAACUGUUGUACCGCCGCACCAACGUGUGCGAGCAUACCAAACGGUAACAUAAGGAAACCCAGGGGGACAGGCAGACUUGGUGAUGCAGCCAGCGGCCGAUUACGGCAACGACAGCAGCGGCGCGACCUUCAAGGUCAAGAUGCUCACACACACGACACCCGGCGGCACAGCCGCCAACGCAGAACCACACCGGGCGCAACCCGAGGCAACGGCGCAACUGCAGACGCCAAUGUACGAAUACAACGCGUGCUAGCCCAGCGGGCGACCAGGAUGUGGUGGUGGCGGCCGAUGCGGGCCGCACGGGUGCGGGCGACUAGCGGGUCCUCGGGGCGGAAGUGCCACUGACGAUGUUGGGAAGUUGCCGCAGAUGAGUGCCUCGCCCUGUUGCGGGCCGGGAGGACUACAUGCCGGGCCUGAGGGUCAAAGCAGCCGGCAACGACGUCCAUUUCAUGGACCCCGCAGGACCAGAUGCCGAGACGAACACCGGCAGCAUGGCUAUGCUGCAACUGUGAAGAUGAUGAAGCUGUGGGCAGCAGGGUUGUCUGGUGGAAAAAAUCUCUGUCAAGUGUGUGUGAAGAGAAAACAAGAAAAGGGCAAAGCGGGCGGCGUUAGUAGCUGUAAAAGUUAGUAAGAUAAGAGCUGGAGUAGGAAGUAGUAGUAAAAUAGCCUGGCGGUGUUCAAAACAGAAAAAGUCUAUGAGUUCUUUUUACUAGCGCUUCUGGUGUGCCAGGAAUUAACACAUAAAAAACUAACACACCGACCGGGUUAGUUAAACAGGGAUGUGUAGCAUGUUGCCUGCGGGUAUAGAAUAGUCCAUCCCUCGCACUGCUGUUGCGCCAGCAGAUGCGGCGACAGGCGUGACGUUCGCGGGAAGCCUCAUGACGAGGAUAGUUAGUUUUGUAUGGCGGUCUUCGUGACUGCGGUGCCGUGGCCGUCACAUUGCCUGCUCGUGUAGUACAUUCCGCGUAGCGCCCAUCUUCGACCUACAAAUAUUCGUAGCGCAAAGACCUUCGUGCGGAUCGUUGGCACUAGUAGCGCCCUAGACACCUCGGCCAAAAGAAAGAAGAAGGUGGUAAAUUUUUACGUGAAGCAAGAAGCUCAAGCCGUUCCAGCGUUCCCGUUUCUAAAAGGUUCAGAAGCACGUAGAUCGUAAAUUCCU